This is a messenger RNA of Zea mays, 4508 nucleotides long. RefSeq names its product putative RING zinc finger domain superfamily protein. Gene Ontology annotation, molecular function: metal ion binding. Bases 2747 to 4051 code for a protein of 434 amino acids. NCBI's taxonomy places the organism in Eukaryota, Viridiplantae, Streptophyta, Magnoliopsida, Poales, Poaceae. The transcript has 5 exons. The record is from RefSeq and is a predicted model, not a curated record.
AGUCCCAAGUGGGUGGCCGGAGCAGUUCCGUUUCCGCUCUCAGCCAGGCACAGCGCCAAAGCGGCGACCGGGACUCCGAGACACAUUCCCAUCCGCACCGGGUUUUGUACCCGCACAGCCACACUGCCCUUCUCUCCCCUUCCUCUCUCCUCUGCGUCGCUUCCACCUCUCAAUCUCACCCCACGCCUGCCCCGAGCUCCAACCCUAAAGGAACACACCCCUGCUUGCGGCGGCGGGGAGCGGUCUUGGGCGUCCGCCGUUGCUGUGGCCCAGCCGUGACAGAUCCGGGCCCCGCGCCGUUAGGUCGGUGUUUCUUCGGCGACGGUGCAGCCGCUGGAUGUUAGUCUGGCGGAUCGGGGCUCGUUGUUCGCGUGAUUCGAGCAUGUCAGUCUACAAAAAGACACCAUGUUCAGAUAAGUGCCGUGGAAAUGCGAAAUGUGUAUGUAGCGUUGGAUUUGUGGUCAUACAAGAAGGGGACAUCAUGUUCAGAUAAGUGUUGCAGAAAUAUGUAAUGCGAAUGUUGGCUGUUGCGUUUGAUUUGUGGUCGUGCAAGAAGGGGUAGAAUCCAGAACGAUGAUAUGGGUAGCACCAAUGGAAGAAAAACUUCUCCAACCAACAGAGACCUCUAAAGGGAUGAGUGUGUAAUGCAGCACGUAGUGGGAUUUUAAGGCGCUAACGGAGAUCUCCAAAGGCACGAGUGUGUAGUGCAGCGUGUAGCGGGAUUCUAAGGCGCGAUAAUAAUAUGAAGUGAGGCAAGCUUCUCCAAACAACGGAGACCUCCAAAGGCACGGGUGUGUAGUGCAAUGUGUAAUGGGAUUCUUAGGCGCUAAAGUGUGAUAGUAAUAGGAAGAGAGGCAGGGACAUGGGAAGAGGUAGGAAAAGGAGAUUUCAAAGGAUGAUCUUGAAUAGGAGUGAAUGGAGAACAGCUAUCCAUGUGAACCUUGAUUUGUGGCUUCUGUUGUUUUUGAACUCUAGACUACCCCAAUUUGCUUGGGGCUGGAACCAAAAGGUUUUGUUGUUUCUUGCUGUGAAUAAAUGAAGUGGUUGCUUUAUAGAUAUUGAUGUUCCCACCUGGAAGUAUUUGGGGGUGUAUGAGGGAAUGCACAUGUAUUGAAAGCAUGCUACUAGUGUUCUUCCAUUUGCUAGAAAAUUUGCUUUCUCCAUACACUUCUGCUUCACCAAAACAAAUUCAAAUACAGCAGGAACAAGAACCUGUUUGUGUUCUUUAUCCUAGUUUGGGCUAAUGACCCCUACCUGAUCAUUCAUGUCUUAAUGUUGGGUUCAUAUUAGUUUAUGUUUUCCUAUGUGUCUUUGUCAUGUUCCAUUGCCUCUCUUGAAGUCCCUUCAGUACAAGGUUUUAAAGUCGGCUAGUCGACUCUAGUCGCCUGAGCACCGAUAAGGUGACUAAUCGCGAUUAGUCGUCGAUUUGCUCGAUUAGUCGAGCCUAGUCGACUCCUAGUCGUCCUAUAGUCGUCCACCUAUAACAGGACCAUAUGUGUGUGUAUAUAUCAAUAUAUAUGAAUAUAUAUAGCUGUAGCUGCCUAGCUAGACUGCAGGACUGCAUGAACUGUACCAGUGCCACUGCCAUCGUUCUAGGGCUGGGGCAACACAGAUUCUGGAAAGAUGACUUCAACAUUAUUAGGUCGCCUCCUAUUCUCAUAUGUAGUGGCACAACAAUCAAGUGAAGCACAACUCAAGAGGAGGCCAAUGCGGGCACAAUACUACUCAGUUAGUGAACAGAGAACACUGAACAACCAAAAUAUCAUAGCAAUUACGGUCUGAAGAGGUCCUCAUCUCAAUCUCUGAAUUCUAAACAGAGGAGUGGUCGCCUACUCGCCUGUUCAGCCGCUGAAAAGACAACAGAGGAGGACGAGAACGCGCUGGAGGGGGGGGGGGGCUCUGCAGACUACAACCGACGCACGAUGGAGGGAGCGCAGCUGCUGCUCGAGCAGAGGGCCGCCAAAGCACAACAGGGCAGCAGGAGAGGAGAGCGGCGACAAUGGGUAAGGGACGGCGACGCUAGAGAAGGGGUGGCUGAGCUGGGGAAGAGCGCACGCGCAAUAGUGCGUACCGUAUUGGUACAAGCAGGGGCAUAGGGCAAAAAAACGUUUGUGUUGUGUACAGAUGGUGGGCCGACCCACAUAAUAGAGGUCGGAUUAGUGGCCCAAACAAUCAUAACUAGUUGACCAUAACCCCUAGUCGGACGACUAAUCGCGAUUAGUCGGCGACUAGGACGACUAAUCUCUAUCUAGUCGCUCUAGUCGAGUCGGAGACCCUAAUCGAGCUCGGACUAGAGAUAAGGCCGACUCGCGACUAAUCGCGAUUAGUCGGACGACUUUAAAACCUUGCUUCAGUAGCUCAACCCCUGCUGCUCUGUAAUUAUAUGCUGCACAAUUCAUUGUGGAUUGCAUUUCUUGUAGAUUUCGGAAGGCUACAAGAUUUCCACUUAAUAAUUCCAAUCAUACCGGUUCUUUUGAUGAUCUUACUGUGGAUGCACCUUAGCCUCCUUUCCAUGUUGUUUUCUUCUUUCUAUGCCGAUGCGGUACCCCUAGCUCCCUCUGUAGGCUUAGAGUGCACCUGUCUAUAGAUUGUCUGUCCAUUUAUUUAUUGAAAACAACCUUAUUAUUGUUAUUGUCUUUCUGUACAGCUAGGCGGUGUUGAGUUGUGACAUUUGUAUCACAUGAAUGAACUCAGAGCAUCUCAUUGUUAAAACUGUGAGCAUAUCAAUUCCCCUCCUUUAAGCAAUAUGGGAGCUAAUUGCUGCAUUGCUGCAAAGGAGAGGACACAACCAUGCAUUACUCCAUUAGAAGUAUCAGCGUACAGGAAUGUGAGACAUUCACCAUCAUGGAGCUUUCGGUGGGACAAUCGCACACAUAUAGAAGACAUAAUGGAAAUCCCUACUCUGUUUUCCAACCAUAGUAGUGGAAGCAUUCGGCCUGAUACAAAGAGUGGUUCCAUUGCCCCGACCGAAGGGUUUUCUAAUGGAAAUAGCCUUGGAACUAGCCCUUCCAAUGUGUCUCAUGGAACAAAGUGGCACAAAUCUGACAAAAAAAUGGAAGCAUCUAAGGUUACAAUGGCUGAUCCUCGAGCUGACCACCCCACUGCAAGUAACUCUUCCCUUGAGGCAAAGCUUUUCAGGAAAUCACUGGACAUGUCAAGUGUUGCUUCAGAUUUGAAGACAUCAGGGUCUGUUCCUUCAACACCACCCUUAGUAUCCAGAGCAGAUCCAUCAUCCUCCAGGGGGCAUUCUCAACCUACAGAUUCAGAUUCGAUGAAGAAAGCACGGCGGUCACCAGGGUAUCAAUUAUACAGACAAGUUUCGGACAGCAAAAUUCCAUCUCUCAGAUCUCUCAAUGAGAUAAGCUCUCCUGAAGGAAGGCCUUCGUCUUCCAUGCUAUCAGUCUGCAGCAAUGACUUGUCAGCAGCAGGAUCCUAUGCUGAGUCAUCUGAUGGUUGGUCAAUGCGCACAUUUUCUGAAAUGGUCGCAACAUCCCAAAGAGAGAGGUGGUCACUUGAUAGCGAACUCUUGGGAUCCAUUUCUAGUAAAGUGACAAGAACUAGUGCUUCAAAUUCUACUACACUUCCCCCUGAGCAAGAGGUGUGCAAGCUGUGCUUGAAGCUGUUGAAGGAGAGAUCAACAUGGAAUGCUCAGGAGCUGGCCGUUGUUGCUGUUCUGUUGUGUGGACAUGUGUACCAUGCUGACUGUCUGGACAGCAUAACUACAGAAGCUGACAAAUACGAUCCGCCAUGCCCUGUAUGCACGCAUGGUGAGAAAUGUACAGUGAAGCUAUUUGGGAAGCUGGAAUCCAAGGUUAAGAACAAGAUACCAAAAAAUGUGGCAGCUGAUAUCAAUCCAGAUGGGAACAGUAAUAAGCACCAGAAGAAAGGUAGAAGAGAGCCCAGGUUAGGUACAAGCUCAAGCAUGAAGGUCCCAUUCAGUCGCCCGUUUUUGAGGAGACAUUUCUCCAUUGGGUCUCGACCGCCUCGGUCAGUCUCAGAAACCGAUUCGACGAGAAAGAAGGGAUUCUGGGCAAGACAUUGGAGGGAGUAGAAUAGCCUCCAAUUGCCAUUAGGUGGGCUGGUUUCCAUUAGUGUGUUUUGGAAGGGUCUUCGAGAGGAGGUGAACUCCCCAGCAUGCAAGCUCACGGAGUUCAGACUGGCACAAGGGCUGCCGUCCUGGCGGGCAACCAACAUAUUUGGAAGUUUCUCCCAGCCAUAAUAUUCGGAUACUGGUGCAGAGCGCACGCUAGCGCCGGUCCCAGCAGAUCCAUUAUAGUAGAAUAACAAGGUUUUUUAUACCAUGCGAGAUACGGUUGUUGUAGGCCCUGGUUGCAGCUUAGUAAUAGUAGCAAUCUAACAGAAACGGUGUGGCCUUCAUGGAUGUAAGGCCCAAUGCUGGGUUACACAACCAGCUUGCUAGAUUAUUUAUUGUACUCGAUGUUUUUUAAUGAUGAUUGACUAAGGUACUUCGUAUUGUUGGAUGGAAUGCGUUUAAGUUGAAGUCUUCA